Xenia sp. Carnegie-2017 is the source of this 5376-nucleotide messenger RNA. Its product is annotated as meiosis regulator and mRNA stability factor 1-like. NCBI's taxonomy places the organism in Eukaryota, Metazoa, Cnidaria, Anthozoa, Malacalcyonacea, Xeniidae. The record is from RefSeq and is a predicted model, not a curated record. Gene Ontology annotation, biological process: post-transcriptional gene silencing. Gene Ontology annotation, cellular component: peroxisome; cytoplasm. Gene Ontology annotation, molecular function: mRNA base-pairing post-transcriptional repressor activity; CCR4-NOT complex binding; RNA nuclease activity. Bases 50 to 4984 code for a protein of 1644 amino acids. The transcript has 17 exons.
UUGGACUUUUCAAUAGUUUUCAUCACAGAAAUACGACUUUUUUAGUGCAAUGGAAGAUAAAUGCUCAGUUUGGGUAGGCUCGCUACCAUUAAAAUGUAAAGAAGAGACGCUUUCCGAGUAUUUUGGUAAAUUUGGGCCGCUAAAAAGCGUCGUGGUUUGUCGUGACGAGCUUGGCAAGUCCAAACGUUUUGGUUAUGUCAAUUAUUUUGGUCGUGAAAUAGCUGAAUGUGCAGCCUCUGUUAUGGACGGCUUUCAAUUAUUUAAUCAAUCAAUUAAAACUAAAGGGCCUAAUGAACUGGAGGCGCUUAAAAAUGUACAAAAUACUUCAGCAAAAACAGAUUAUAGGUCAAUUACUGACUGCCUGUACUUUGUCGAUGGUCGUCAGUGCACAUGGAAAGAAGGGGAGUGUAUAUUUCGUCAUUGUGAAGAAGCAAAGAAAACCACCCAAGUUUGCGAAAAAUGGCAGCAAAAACAAUGCAAAGAUGAAUUAUGCCCAUUAAGGCAUCCAAGAUUGACAAAAAGUUCCAUGAUCACAUUAGAUGGUGCUCUUCCGUUGCGUUGCCCUUCCCAUAAUGCUUUUAAGUGUUUUGGUGAAUGUGGCAAUAAAGAUUGCAACACACAUUUUCUGGAUCACGCAGCUUACGUUGAACAUGUGACCAUGGCAAAGACAAACCUGGCUCAACCUGUUGACAAAUGUAUCAAAUGUCAGGCAGUAUUUUUCAACCAUGAAGAAAAAACCAAUCACAGAUGCUAUAAGGAUGUACUUACGAAUCCACCUCCACCUGCCGUUAUCCCAAGUUUUACUUCAACUCGCGUCCAGGCGGAGAAAGAUAUAGUCCAACCUCGACCUUUAUAUCCAACUAAAUCAUCUCUCGCUGCCAAUAACCCUUCAUUUAACUACACAUCGCAUCCAAAUGUAAAAAGUCAGCAAAGUUCUCUGUUUUUUUCUUCCACCAAGCCAUUUGCGAAUCUUGAUCAAAGCGAUUUUCAUUGUCCUGAAAAAAUAAACGCUCAAAAAAACUCCACUCUUUUCCAAUCAUUUCCACCAAAACCGAUACAGUUUUCGACAACUUUUUUCCCUCAAAAAGAUCCCAACUUUGUUGAAUUGCGUACGUCUUUAAAAAAUCAAGAGAAUGCGAUGAAGGAAUUUGAACCUGUAGGAGUAUUUUGGGACUUUGAAAAUUGUGCUAUACCCAGGGGAAAAUCGGCAAGAGCAGUCGUACAGAAGAUUCGUUCGGUUUUUCUUGAAAAGAAAAGAGAAGCGGAGUUUAUGUGUGUAUGUGAUACAGGAAAAGAAAAAAAGACUGUCAUAGAGGAACUUAAUCAAGCUCAGGUAACGGUUGUCCACAUUAACGCAACAUCAAAGAACGCUGCAGAUGACAAGCUACGUCAGAGUUUGCGAAGAUUUGCGCAGACGUACGACGGCCGAGCGGCUACGGUUGUUCUCAUCUCGGGCGAUGGUAAUUUUGCGAUGGAUCUGUCCGAUCUCAAACAUCGUUACAACUUUCGUGUGAUAUGCCUUCAUAAUGAAUCUGCUUCCUCGGCAUUGCUCGGAUUUGCUCACGAAGCUCACCGAUUUGAUCUUCUCACCCAAGACUUACAGAAUACAACGACUAUUCCGGUCAUUCAACAAUCACCAACAUCGAAAGAAGUUCUUAUUACUAACCUUCCACCAGCCAAACAAGUGCUUCUCAAAGCAAAGCUUUCGAAACUCUCCGACAAUUGUGGUGGCAAAGUAGUUAAAAUCAAUGGGAACAAAGCUGUACUACAUUUUCCUAACGCAGAAGCUGCUUCAAGAGCGCGUCGAAGAUUGGACAAAGAAGAAUUGUUUGGUUAUAUUUUAUUGGCGACGUUGUUACCUGCAACAAACUUCAAGAAUGGAAGUAGCUCUGUUACACAAAAACCAUCUUCUACGAUGGAGAGUUUCUCUUAUAUCUCUCCUGCAGUUGCUGGUGUUAGAUCUCCGGCAGGUGUACACCAAAAUUCCCCUUACAGUCCAAAAUUUUGCAAAGAAAAUCAAUCCCCGAAUACAAACAUAUCAUCUCGUACCGAGAGUUUAAUCAGAAAUACACGACCCCUGCGUUUUACGGAUGCUCGUCCGCAAAUGAGCCUGCCUUUUCAAAAUCUUCCAUUCACUGGUCAGCAAAUUCAUAGCCCGUACAUGUUCAACAAUAUGUUUCGUCCUGGCCUUGUUCAUGGAAUGCUUGGUAUGCGUGCUUGUAGGCCUCUCUCCCCUUUGAACAUGUCCACUAGGCCAACGUCUUUACCAGUAGCCCCCAUGCCACUUUUUGCCGUGGCGGAUGGCCUUGCUCGUCGAUCGCCAUCACCGGAGCAGCAGUUUAGUGGUGCUGACCUUCUUGUGACGAAUUUGAAUGAGAGUGAACCUAAGGAAGAGAUAACAAAGAAGUUGGCUUCUGUAUUCAGAGAACAUUGCAAGGUGUACUCUGUUGUCUUGCAUGCCAAGAACGGCGAACCUUUACGAGCCUUUGUGAAGGUUCCACAACUAAUCGAUGCUCAUAUGGUAAUACCUAAAGUGAAUGGGAAAAUAGUCUUUGGUAGAAACAUGAAUGUGUCUCUGGCGAAUGAAAAGGAGAAAGAGUUAUGUUAUUUACAACUUGAGGCCGUUACAGUUUUAUUAGAAGCUCCGUUGUGUUGGUUACCCUUAGCGACGUUUUUUUCCAAUUUCGAGAAAAAGUACCGGAGAAAUUUAGACAGUCGUCAUUUUGACGAAAUAAAAGAUUCUGUUGUCAUAAACAGGAGGAAUGGGCGUCAAGCGAUCUCUCUUGUGGAAGGAAAAAUUGAGUUGGAAAAAGUUGUGGUAGAUAGCAAAACCUUCACCGCAGAUGUUUUUAAGCUUCUUGAUCAGUUCGAUGGAGUGAUAGCCUUAGUGUCUUUUCCAGCUCUAUAUUGGCUUGAGUUUCGUAAGGAGAUCAAGUCAUCUCCUACAGGAGCGCUUUUGGUGGAGGUGUUAUGUGGUAUACCAAAUGUAACCGUUGUUGGAACAGGUACCAAACAAAAUAUACAGUGGAUUAAAAAACCUGGGAAAACUUCGACGUACAAUUCAAGUCAACUUCCAAAGCUUCGGGAGCAAAUUGUUGAAAUUUUACAAGACGACCAUGAAUUUGAGAUGACGUUUGAACGGCUAAAGGAGAAGUAUUUGAACAAAUUCGAGAGAACUUUAGAUCCUUCCUUAUUUGGUUUCAACUCCCUUUCUGAUCUCUUGCAUUCUAUGUCCAGUAUUUUGCAGACGAAAGAAGAUACCACUGGAAAACACGUUCACUUACUUCGCGAAUUGCGCGUGGACCAAUUUAAGAAAGAAGUUUUUGAUUUGUUGAGUCAUCAGCCAUGUUGCAGUGUUCUACUUUCUAACUUUAUGGCUUCCUAUGUCAAGCAUUUUGGAAAGAAAUUCACACUAUCUUCAUUUGGCUAUAAUCGUCUCCCGGAUCUCAUUAAAGCAUUUCCAAGUGUUGCAGAGAUCGAAGGUGUUGGUGAUCAAAGAACAGUAAAACUUAUUGAAUUUGAUGAGAAACAACGGUUGAAGGAAACUUCUGUUGAUACUCCAGAUCAAUCUCCAUCACAAACUGUUGAAGAUAUCAAGAAAAGACUGCUUACUUUGAUUAAAGAAAAAGACCCGAAACUUAUCCUCGUUAAAGACAUAGCUAAACUCUAUCAUGAUCGUUUUAAUCAAACAUUGUUCAAAGAACAUGAUUUACUCGAGAAAGCUUUGCAAAGCUUAGAUAAACCUUUAGAGGUUCGAGGUGUUGGCAGUGACAGAGUCGUCGGUGUUUUCACUCAUCCUGAUCAUGAUAAUGAUAACGACUUUGUGUUUGUGAAAUCUGCCAUCGAUGUUUUGUAUCAUAGUAAGGACUUCAGUUUACCUAAGGCAAAGUUCAAUCAUCUUUACCAACUCAAUGUUUUGAAGAAUGAAAAUAUCGAUAAAAAAGAUCGUAGAUUACAUUGCCUUCCAAGUUGUGUUGUGCUUCAUGCGGUUGGAGCGGAUGAAACGGUUUUAUUAAGGCGUUCCACUUGUAUUCGUUUAUUGGUUGAAGAACUCCGACAUCUGUUGACUGUGGUCGAUGAUCGCAGUAUGAAACUGGAUGAGAUACCAUCGUUAUACAACAAGCACUUUGGGAGAGGAUUGAAUUUAGAAGCUCAUGGUGUUACACGUCUCACGGAUAUUGAAAAUAGUUUAAAUGGAUCACUUGAGAUGAACUCCGUAGAAGCUGAUGUCGUUCGUAUUUCAUUAUCUCCUAUUGCCCGUUUUGAAAUCGAAACACAAAACCUUCUUCGCGCCAAUGAUGGAUGUUUAUCUUUUUGUCGUUUUGCUCCCGCGUACAACAAAUUUUACGGCAAACCCUGUAUCGUAUCCGAGUAUGGUUUUUCCAAGCUGUUCUCUCUUGUCCAUGCCGUCCCUCAUGUCGCAAGACUUUCCGGGAGCGGUCCAGAGAAAUUUAUCAUUGCUGUGGACCGAUCCAUCCCUGAGCGUAUCGCAAACGAUUUGCUUAGCGUACGAAUUGUCGGUGGAAGCACCGAAGAAGUUUUUCCUAAUAUUGAUGAAAAUGUUAUUGUGCAGUCAUCAUCUGAUAAAGAGUCAUUUUUCAAUGACGUCAUGGAUGUUCCCGGUAACGUAGAAGUGUCUAAUUUGUCAUAUUCUGUUGUUGAAAAAUCUACAUCAAGUAAGUCUUGUUCUAAAUGCUAUCAUAAAUGUCGAACUGAAGAUUAUAAAAUCAAAAACUCGCGAGAAGCAAAAAAGCAUUCACUUGAAGAAGAAACGCACGCGAACUCCAUCGUUGAGAAAGGGGCUUCUGUUGGUUUAAAAGCCGAUCAAAAAAGUCCAUGUUUUGACGAACUUAAUACACCCGCUUCUCAUAACACGGCCAAAAGUCGCGAGAAAAAUGGCGGCGUAAAUCCAAACACAAAAACAAAGUUGUCGAAAUCUCGUCUCGCCGCCAAUUUUUCUCUUCAGUUACAAGAGAAAAGGUGACGUAAGUUGGUUCAUUAAUUUGUAGAUUACCAAUUAGCUAUGUAAAUUCUUUAUUUUGAAAAAUUAAUUAUUAGAAAAUUGAAAAAUAUGUAAAAUUUAUGUAGGUUUAGGUUUUAUAUUUCAAAAUUGAACUUCGUUAGUUAAUUAAUUGGUCCUCGUUUAUACUUUAUUGAAUUAGUAUUGCAUGCUAUUGAUAUCGAUCUAAGAUACUCGAAACAGUUAAAUAUAACUUGUGGCUGAAGUAACGAUUUGUGUACUUACUUAUAUUUUUUAUGUAAAACACCAUGUUAUAACUUUAAAUAUUGUAUGAAGCCAGUAUUUAGUUUAUCGUAUCUAUUUUUUAUAUUAAACAAACAUUUGGUUUCAUACGUAUUAAAUUAUUUGCAGUUUCA